UACAAUCACACACAUCCUCAGAAUGUGUGGUAUAUCUUGACUGGAAUCCCAGGAAUGGAAGAUUUUCACACCUGGAUCUCCAUCCCUAUCUGUUCUAUGUAUAUCGUGGCUGUCAUAGGCAAUAUCUUCUUGAUCUUCCUUGUCAUGACUGAGCGCAGUCUCCAGGAGCCCAUGUAUCUCUUCCUUUCCAUGCUGGCCUUAGCAGAUGUCCUGCUCUCUACAGCCACAGUCCCCAAGAUGCUGGCCAUCUUCUGGUUCCAUUCCACGUAUAUAUCCUUUUGGAGCUGUGUAUCCCAGAUGUUCUUCAUACAUUUCAUCUUUGUGUCAGAAUCUGCUAUUCUCCUGGCAAUGGCAUUCGACCGCUAUGUGGCCAUUUGUUACCCUCUGAGGUACACCACAAUCUUAACCUCCUCAGUCAUUGGGAAGAUUGGCAUAGCAGCUGUGCUCAGGAGCUUUAUCAUCUGCUUUCCAUUCAUCUUCUUGGUACACCGACUUAUAUAUUGUGGGAGAAACAUCAUUCCCCAUUCCUACUGUGAGCACAUGGGCGUUGCCAGAUUGGCAUGUGAUGAUAUCAAUGUCAACAUCAUUUACGGUUUACUGUCCACAGGAUUGGAUAUAGUGUUCAUUAUCAUGUUGUACACGAUGACCCUUUGCACAGUUUUUCAGAUAGCCUCCUGGACUUCCAGAUUCAAGGCUCUUAACACCUGUGGUUCCCACAUCUGUGUCAUACUUAUGUUCUAUGCCCCAGCAUUCUUUUCAUUUUUUGCCCAUCGCUUUGGCAGUAAAACCAUCCCUCACCACAUCCAUAUCCUAGUAGCCAACCUCUAUGUGGUAGUGCCCCCUAUGCUCAACCCCAUCAUUUAUGGGGUAAAGACCAAACAGAUUCAAGAUCGAGUGAUUUUGCUUUUCACUCCCAUCAGCACAUGUUGGUAA
This is a messenger RNA of Equus quagga, 933 nucleotides long. Its product is annotated as olfactory receptor 52Z1-like. NCBI's taxonomy places the organism in Eukaryota, Metazoa, Chordata, Mammalia, Perissodactyla, Equidae. Gene Ontology annotation, biological process: G protein-coupled receptor signaling pathway. Gene Ontology annotation, molecular function: G protein-coupled receptor activity; olfactory receptor activity. Gene Ontology annotation, cellular component: membrane. The record is from RefSeq and is a predicted model, not a curated record.